Molecule: messenger RNA, 2669 nt
Organism: Mytilus trossulus (common blue mussel)
Lineage: Eukaryota; Metazoa; Mollusca; Bivalvia; Mytilida; Mytilidae
Product: QRFP-like peptide receptor
Exons: 3
Coding region: 1064-2404 (446 amino acids)
Biological process (GO): neuropeptide signaling pathway
Cellular component (GO): plasma membrane
Molecular function (GO): neuropeptide Y receptor activity
Source: RefSeq, a predicted model, not a curated record
CACAAAUGCACGUUAAACGUAUAAUAAAAUGAGUAAUUAAUUGGAAAACUACAUUAACUUUAUUCUUAAUACUGCAUACGACACUAAACAUAUUACUUCAACAAUUUAUUUACACGAUGCUACAUCGUUUGUGACAGGAAUAAGGAGCAACAAUACAAAAGUGGCACAAAGUUCUACAAAACGCUUUUAAGAUUCGGAUCAAACAAGAAGAUUGGAUGAGAGACAAUUCUACAGCAUAUGCUUCAUGCAUUGAAGUCAUAAGUGAGAUAAUCAUUAUCAUAAUUGUUAUACCAAGAUAAUUUUAUCAUCUUUAGUGUUAAUUACAAUGUAGUUUUAGAUUGAAGCUUUAUUGCUUUAUCCGUUAUUAUAACCUGCUCUUGAAAUAAUGCGAAAUAACGCGAUUAAUAGAAACGUAGCAUAUUAGGUGUAAAGGUUACAGUUUUCUACAUAGUUUGUAAAAUAUAAUGGAAAAUGUUCAAAGUAACAAACAAUACUUCCCGUUUAAACAUUGCAACAUACAUUUGCAUUCGUAAUAGCUGGCUGUUGAUUCAAUUUGUAAAACAUUAUAGGAUACGACACUCAACAAGGAAAUUCAACUUCACAACAUUCGUCGACUUAACUUCAAAUUACUAUGACAUUGUUAGACGAGUUUAAUAUUAGAUUCUAGGAUUGUGAUUUAAUUCAGGACUUCAGACAAUCAACUGGUACUUUAUAUUAAUCAACGAUUUAUCAGAUAAGAGUAUUACUAUUCUGAUGGCUGAAAGAUUGUUGAAUUUAUCCAAUAGGAGUGAAGUUAGAAUUAAGUGUUAUCAGACAAGAUUCUACUCCGAUCAAUUUCCAUGGAAGCACGUGAGCUAGUUAACGUCUUCAAUGACUUAAUCAAUGACAUUUUAUAAAUAUAUAUCAAUAUUUAAUAAUCAUACUGAUCCCUCUGACGACAAAGAAUUGAUACAUGUAUGCAAAUAAGGACAGACUUUGUCGAAAGAAAAUAUUGGAAACUUAUGAAGCCUUUGGAAAGCUUUGAAUAAGUAGUGCAGAACUUUAAGUCAAGCGAAAGAAAUAAAUGCACUUUCCAUUCUUAAAGAUGGAUACAAAUUUGACAAAAAAUUCAACAAAUAUUUAUACACAGAUCACAACACCUAAACUAGACCAAGGACCUUUAGUUGGAUUAAUAGUUCUAUAUUCCUUAACUACUCUACUUUCUCUGGUUGGCAACAUAUUUGUUGUGAUUGUUUUCAAAAAAGGUAAAAGGUCAAGGACUGAUUUGAGACCUUUCCUUAUUAACCUUGCACUUGCAGAUCUUUUGAUGGCUGCAUUUUGCAUGCCUUUCACCUUCGCAGACGCAAUUUUUCGUACAUGGAUAUUUUCUGAAGUGUUUUGUCCAUUAGUUCUUUUUAUCCAAAUGUUGUCGGUAGCGGCAAGUGUUUUCACAAAUAUGGCGAUAGGAAUAGAUAGAUUUCUUGUCGUCAUGUUCCCAUUAAAACAUCGGUUUACUCAAAAACGAUAUAAAUAUGUUAUUAUAUCAAUUUGGAUAUGUUCUACGUCAUUAGCGUCGGUACAAUUUUUCGUAGCACGAGCAAUCACUUAUGAACCGGGCUAUCUUGUUUGCCAAGAGGUCUGGCCAAAUACACAUUCUAGGCGCGUAUAUACCGUUAUACUUCUUUUGUUUACUUACAUUAUUCCUUUAUUCAUUCUGACAAUUACGUAUUCUGUAGUUGGAUUUUUACUGUGGAAAAGAACAACACCAGGAAACAGGGAUCAUUAUCGAGAUUUCUUGCAAUGGAAGUCAAAAAUAAAGGUCGUGAAGAUGCUAGUUAUAGUUGUUACCAUAUUUGGACUUUGUUGGCUUCCAUUACACGUCUUCACAUUAGUUAUAGAUUUUCAACCGGAAGUUCUGGAUUAUGACACAGAGGCAGACGAAAAACUUUUGUUAGGCAUCUACCUCGGGGUACAUUGGUUAGCGAUGUCUAACAGUUUUGCAAAUCCAAUAAUUUAUAGUUUUACCAAUGACAAUUUUAGGGCUGAUUUAUUUACAUUGUUUUACAUCUGGUUUCCAUGUUGCACGUGUCUGAAGACAAUGAUACGGCGUACAAAUAGCUCAUCUACUAAGGACAGUUUUAUUUUUCGGCGACAGAGUACGUUACGCCGAAGCAUGGGAAGUUUCGGCGGGUCACGGCGCCAAAUUUUAUUUGAUCAUAACCGACGAAACUUUGGGUCGUUUCAAAAUGGAACAAUUAGAGAAGAUUCUCGUGAAAAACAGGAAGAGAAUGAAAGACAGUUAUUACAAUUAGAAGAAAUUUUAGAAAAAGAAAUAACACAUGGAAUACAAAUUUGCUGUGAUCAGAAAUCGCGAAAUACUGAAACACGUAUUGUAAGACAAUCAAGUUGUAAAGAUAUGUUAUAAAAUCUUGAAUGUACUAGAAAUAUUUCAAUUUAAUUAAUUAUACAAAGUCAUGCACAGUAAAAAAAAAAACACCAACAUAUUUACUAUUCAAUAUUAAUAUUAUGAAAAUAAAGACGAUUUUGUUAUCUAUGGUUGCCAAUUAUAAGAUUUUUAUAACCUUGAAUGUAUAUAUAAGAUAUCCAUAAAGAAUUUUCUCUUCACCGUUUCAAAAUAACAAGCUUAUAAAAAGACUGCCAUAUUAAAUUGAUAUUGGAAAAAGUAGAAA